Molecule: messenger RNA, 919 nt
Organism: Erythranthe guttata (spotted monkey flower)
Lineage: Eukaryota; Viridiplantae; Streptophyta; Magnoliopsida; Lamiales; Phrymaceae
Source: RefSeq, a predicted model, not a curated record
UUUCCUGCUACUGUCCCACGUUGUCACGUUGACCAAGUCAAAAUAACCAAGGGGAUAACGUUAAACUCCAAGAUGUAUAUAUAAAUGAAUAUUUGCAACUCCACAUACAUACACAUAUUCACAAAAUAAGAAAUAUUUAUUUAGCAAAUAAAAAUGGCCAACUUAGGUUUAAUUACGGUCUCUUCUUUGGCAAUAUUAUUCCUAUCUGCAGCCAUUCAACUCGGCUCCGCCAUGGAAUACAGUGUCACCAACACCGCCGCAGAUACUCCCGGCGGCGCCAAAUUUGAGACGGAUAUCGGCGGCGAAUACAGCCUGGAAACCCUCGACGCCGCCACAACAUUCAUAUGGGGAAUAUUCCAGCAGGACAAUCCUUCCGACCGGAAAAGCAUUGACCGGGUCAACUUGUUCAUUGAUGACAUGGACGGGGUUGCCUAUGCUGUCAAUGAUGAAAUCCACGUCAGCGCCAGGUACAUCGGAGGUUACUCCGGCGACGUGAAGAUAGAGAUCACCGGCGUUCUAUACCACGAAAUGACGCACAUCUGGCAGUGGAACGGAAACGGGCAGGCGCCGGGCGGCUUGAUUGAAGGGAUAGCCGAUUUUGUGAGGUUGAAAGCCGGCUACGCGCCGAGCCACUGGGUGGCCCCGGGUCAGGGUGACAGGUGGGACCAAGGGUAUGACGUCACCGCCAGGUUCCUUGACUACUGUGAUGAGCUCAGCAGUGGGACUUUUGUUGCUGAACUCAACAAGAAGAUGAGAGAUGGUUACAGUGACGGUUUCUUUGAGGACUUGCUUGGAAAAUCUGUUGACACUCUCUGGAUGGACUACAAAGCUAGAUAUAACAAUUGACGGGGUCAAUUUGAAACAAAUUAAAAAGCCUUAUAUAUGCUUGGAUUUAUAUUUAUUUAUAAUUAAGUAUAAA